AAAAGGAAUAUUUUCUUGUUCGCUAAUCAUGAACUAUUUUGUUCGUUAAAAUGAGUUCGCCAAAUCCUGUUCGUCACAACAUCUUCGCUGCCAAGUCUAGAGGUCUUAUGAAACAGACUUGAAGAAGACGACUUAAUAUAAAAUGUCAGACAAUAUGGCUAGUCAAUCCACGGGAGUCAGGGAGGAAUUCACCGAAUUAGACUGGAUUACGCUGAAGAGUGAUAUUGGCUCGGAAGAGAUCAUACACACGGAGACUGCUGGCGAGAAGUUCAAGAGGAAGUUCAAGGAAAAUCCUCUUGUUCCCAUUGGAUGUGGACUGACUGCUGGUGCUCUCUGCUUUGGACUCUUGAGUUUCAGUCGUGGCAAUCGAAGAACGUCACAAAAUAUGAUGAGGUUGCGUAUUGCAGCUCAGGGCUUUACAGUAGCUGCUUUGAUGAUUGGCAUUGUGAAGACAUCCCUCAAGUGAACAUUGUUAACAAGGGGACAGUAGGAUUUUCUAAUUUUUUUAUUGUGAUUUUUUUAUUUGCUUUUAUUUUUGAUUUCUUAAUUUGAAGAUGGGAAGUGUAAGUUGAAUCUGUCUCUGUCUUAUUAUUAUUUUUUUUUUCCCCUCACUCUUUAAAGAUAUUAUGAUUAGAUGCUCUUUCAAUUAUUUGGUUGUCGCAUAGACAUAAUGGAAUAUGAUUAGUGGAGAGAAUGACAUGAAGCAGUAAAAUAUGGCCGUGUUGCAUGCAGAUUGUCAAGCUUUUUGUGAUAAGGUGUGUAAUAAGUAGUGAUUCUCAUUCUCUCCCACAUUCUUUGACAUUUCUUCACAAUGUGAAGUCUAUUUAAAGAAUAUGUAAAUAUACUUAGAAAAGGUAGGAUCCUAUUUUAUCUUUCUUUUGUAAAAUUGCUUAAAAUAUAGAAUAUAAUUGAAUAUAAAGAGA
Molecule: messenger RNA, 923 nt
Organism: Penaeus vannamei (Pacific white shrimp)
Lineage: Eukaryota; Metazoa; Arthropoda; Malacostraca; Decapoda; Penaeidae
Product: HIG1 domain family member 2A, mitochondrial
Biological process (GO): mitochondrial respirasome assembly
Cellular component (GO): mitochondrion
Source: RefSeq, a predicted model, not a curated record